Triplophysa rosa is the source of this 5836-nucleotide messenger RNA. It is a transcript of the gene cul5a, whose product is annotated as cullin 5a. Gene Ontology annotation, biological process: SCF-dependent proteasomal ubiquitin-dependent protein catabolic process; protein ubiquitination. Gene Ontology annotation, cellular component: SCF ubiquitin ligase complex; Cul5-RING ubiquitin ligase complex. Bases 46 to 2397 code for a protein of 783 amino acids. Gene Ontology annotation, molecular function: ubiquitin protein ligase binding. The transcript has 19 exons. Lineage: Eukaryota; Metazoa; Chordata; Actinopteri; Cypriniformes; Nemacheilidae. The record is from RefSeq and is a predicted model, not a curated record.
AAUCUCGCGAGAUUGCGCGAGGGGAUAAGUUAAGGAAACACGGCGAUGUCUAAUUUGUUAAAGAACAAGGGGUCCCUCCAGUUUGAGGACAAGUGGGAUCUUAUGCGCCCCAUUGUCCUUAAGUUGCUUCGCCAAGAAUCCGUAACUAAGCAGCAGUGGUUUGAUCUUUUCUCAGAUGUUCAUGCAGUUUGUUUAUGGGACGACAAAGGACCAGCAAAGAUCCACCAGGCCCUCAAAGAGGACAUUUUAGAUUUUAUUAAGCAAGCCCAAGCGAGAGUGCUCAGUCAUCAAGAUGACACGGCGCUCCUCAAGGCUUACAUCGUGGAGUGGAGGAAGUUCUUCACGCAGUGCGACAUUCUGCCCAAGCCGUUCUGCCAGCUGGAGAUCACCCUGAUGGGUAAACAGGGCAGCAAUAAGAAGUCCAACGUGGAGGACAGCAUUGUUAGAAAGCUGAUGUUGGACACUUGGAAUGAAUCCAUCUUCUCCAACAUCAAGAAUAGACUGCAAGAUAGCGCAAUGAAGUUGGUCCACGCUGAACGCCUGGGAGAAGCGUUCGACUCUCAGUUGGUCAUCGGGGUCAGAGAGUCAUAUGUGAACCUGUGCUCCAAUCCUGACGAUAAGCUGCAGAUUUACAGGGAUAACUUUGAGAAAGCCUAUCUAGACUCCACUGAGAGGUUCUACAGGACCCAGGCACCAUCGUAUCUGCAACAGAAUGGAGUUCAAAACUAUAUGAAAUAUGCAGACGCUAAGUUAAGGGAAGAGGAGAAACGUGCACUACGGUAUUUAGAAACGCGACGUGAAUGUAACUCUGUACAAGCACUUAUGGAAUGUUGUGUGAAUGCACUGGUGACGUCAUUUAAAGAAACCAUCUUGGCAGAAUGUCCAGGCAUGAUCAAACGCAAUGAGACAGACAAGCUGCACCUCAUGUUCUCACUCAUGGAUAAAGUGCCCAGUGGGAUUGAACCCAUGCUGAAAGAUCUAGAGGACCACAUCAUCAGCGCAGGACUGGCAGACAUGGUGGCUGCUGCCGAGACCAUCACAACUGACUCUGAGAAGUAUGUGGAGCAGCUGCUGACGCUGUUCAAUCGCUUUAGUAAAUUAGUGAAGGAAGCGUUCCAGGACGAUCCGCGAUUCCUGACGGCAAGAGAUAAAGCAUACAAAGCAGUUGUGAAUGAUGCCACAAUAUUUAAGCUGGAGCUGCCAAUGAAGCAGAAGGGUAUGUCUGGAUGCAGGGUGGGCCUGAAAACACAACCAGAGUCAAAGUGUCCAGAGCUUCUAGCCAACUAUUGUGACAUGCUACUAAGAAAGACGCCACUUAGCAAAAAACUGACCUCAGAAGAGAUUGAGCUCAAGCUGAAAGAAGUGCUACUAGUGCUAAAAUAUGUCCAGAAUAAGGACGUAUUCAUGAGGUAUCACAAAGCCCACCUGACUAGACGUCUGAUCCUGGACAUCUCAGCAGACAGUGAGAUCGAAGAGAACAUGGUUGAGUGGCUCAGGGAAGUUGGUAUGCCUGCCGACUAUGUGAACAAGCUGGCCAGAAUGUUCCAGGACAUUAAAGUGUCAGAAGAUCUAAACCAGGUUUUCAAGGAGAUGCACAAACACAACAAGCUGGCUUUACCAGCGGACUCGGUGAACAUAAAGAUCUUGAACGCUGGAGCGUGGUCACGCAGCUCAGAGAAGGUCUUUGUGUCUCUACCCACUGAGUUGGAAGACCUCAUCCCAGAGGUGGAAGACUUCUACAAGAAGAACCACAGCGGCCGAAAACUUCACUGGCACCAUCUCAUGUCCAAUGGAAUUAUCACGUUUAAGAAUGAAGUAGGACAGUACGACCUGGAGGUCACAACCUUUCAGUUGGCUGUACUUUUUGCCUGGAACCAAAGACCUCGAGAGAAGAUCAGCUUUGAGAAUCUGAAACUCGCCACAGAGCUGCCUGAUGCUGAACUGAGACGAACUCUCUGGUCUCUUGUUGCCUUCCCAAAGCUCAAACGCCAAGUGCUGUCAUAUGAACCUCUAGUGAGCUCUCCCAAAGACUUCACAGACAGUACAUUGUUUUUCGUUAACCAGGAAUUCUCUUUGAUAAAAAACUCCAAGGUUCAGAAGAGGGGGAAGAUCAACCUGAUCGGUCGGUUGCAGCUGACGACCGAGCGAAUGAGAGAAGAAGAGAACGAAGGCAUCGUCCAGCUUAGAAUAUUAAGAACGCAGGAGGCCAUCAUUCAAAUCAUGAAAAUGCGUAAGAAGAUCACAAAUGCUCAGCUGCAGACCGAGCUGGUGGAGAUCCUGAAGAACAUGUUCCUUCCUCAGAAGAAGAUGAUCAAGGAACAGAUCGAGUGGCUCAUCGAGCACAAGUACAUCAAGAGAGACGAGACGGACAUUAACACCUUCAUCUACAUGGCGUAGCGUGGAAACCACUCCGGAGACGAUCCGCAAACGUUCUGGGGACGACGUACCUUUCGACGACCAGCAGCUGGGGAGGGAUUGUAAUGACUUGAAGAUACUGCUGGGGCUGCUGGUCUUCCAGCGUAGUGAUGAGCUUGGCAGUCAACACAUCGGAAAAAGUUCAUAAAAAAAAAAAAUCCCUGCCUUACCUUACAGCGAAGACCCGCAAGACAAGGACAGGAGAUUUACAAAAAAAGGAAAAAAGACAAAGGAUUAUAUUUUUGCCAUUGGUAGUCAGUAUGCAUGGUGGGCGGUUUGCCUUUAUUUGUGCACAUCUCCAGCAGCAUGCGGUCAGUGGGAAUGUCACAUUCAUCCGAGGACUUGUUUAUGUGUGUUUUUCCCCUCCCGAAUCUAUUGCGCGGCCCUCGCCACGGCCACCUGUCCUAAGCGCACAGCCAGGCCGAGAGCCGUCACACCCGCAACUGUUAAACACCCGGCCGCACAUGCCGACACCCGCACUGGGGAGCAUGGCACGGGACGUUGGACAAGCAUUAGCACUUUUCACCAUCUCUGCCAUCAUUUGUCAGCAUGGAUUUGUUUGUGUUUUCUUUGGGUUGUGUUUCUUGAGUUUUGGGUUUUUAUUUCGUCAAAGUGAUGAGUUCUGAACACUCGUAGUCGAGUAUUUGAAUGCCAGGCUACCAAGUAUACAUUUCUAUACCUGUCAUUAGGCUACAGAAAGAGGCAGAUGGAAAUGGGCAGAUGUUCCGUUAUCGCUCUCAGGUGAAAGCUGAGAUGCUGACUGAUUUAUUCCAGGGACAUGGUGUGAUAGGGUGGUUAAGGUCCACUGAUGUAUCGCCUGUAGAGCCCCAGAGCAGAGAAUGCCCAGCCUUAAAAAAUUUCACCUCUGGCCCCUGAGUUUUUUAGAUGACUUUUGAUUCCGUUCACCCCAUCACUGUUGCACGAACUCAACGUUUAUAAGUUACUGAUGUCUGACAAGAAGGAAGCAUUGCUCCAGAGAAAGUUGUUCUGUCAUUCAUUAGAUUCUACACUGCCAAAGCGCAGGAGUGCUGAGCUAAAAAGUGAUAUCAUGUUUUUUCUUUAACCCGGUUUCAGUGAACAAUUGUGAUCGAAAAGUCUUUUCCACUAUUUUAAAAUCGAUUAAUUUAUGUUUCAAAAGCCACUUGGAGAAGCUGUGUGAUAGCGUAAACAGCAAACUAGAGUCUCAUAUGUAAUUAAAGGACUGGAUUCAUGAAUCGAUUAUUAUAAAUGCUGUAUGCCAGAUAUGUUUCAGGAUUAACAUUUAUCUAAGUACAGAAAAUUACUAGUGCUUUUCAGGAAUAGUUCAGAUAUUGGCAGCCUCUGGUCAGUGGGUUUGAUGUAAAAUAAGAAUUAUGGCAUUAUCAAAAAUAGGUGGACAUUUCAUAACUUGAAAUUCUUUGUUACGUACAGUCACUGUCUUUUAAUAUGUAAUUAACAAAAAAGUGCAUAUUCAAACUAAAUAGGGACAAAUAAUAGGUUUCGGAGGACAACUUCAUAACCUCUCAAUAAAAAAUGUGCCGCUUAUAUUGAAAUAAAGUGUCUACAGAAUAGCUGUCCAUCUCCGCUAAGACAUUUUCUUACAGGCGUUUGUUUGUUUGUCCAAAAGCUGUUUUCAAUGCAGCUGGUAGUUAAAGGGGGUAGUUCAUCAUUUAUUCACCCUAAUGUCGUUCAACACCUGUUACUCUCAUUCUUCUGUGGAACACAAAAGAAAAUAUUUUGAGAAAUGUCUCAGUGGUUUUGUCUCCAUUCAAUGGGAAACAAUGUUGUUUGGUUACCAACGUUCUUCAAAAUAUCUUCUUUUGUGUUCUGCGGAAGAAAGUAAUAUGACACAUGAGGGUGAGUAAAUGACGAAAGAAUUGUCAUUUUUUGUGAACCAUCCUUUAAACUCAUUUGUAUCCCUUGCUAUUGAUUUCUUGUGGGUCUAUCGAAAUGAUUGUAGUGAGAAGGCAUUCUUUAAAAGAUCCAGAUGUACAACAGUAUUUGAGAACAUUAUGUUUUUUGAUUGUCCACUUUAUUUAUAACUUAAGCAUGUUUGUGAGAGUGAAGACAGAGAGAGAGUGUGUGCGUGUGCACGCUUUGGAGCUUUUUACAAAGGAUGCUGCCAUAUUAUGUUACGUUUAUGCAUUUAAAAUCAAUGGCUGUGUUUUCUAGUUUUCUUGUAUCAAUUGUAUUAAUCACAUCAUUUUAUUAGGACAAGCACUAUAAUUUCCAAAAGUAUCAAUCACAAUGGACUUUUUGUGUGUGGUAUAAUGGAGCCAAAUUUUGUUAUUGUUGUUUUUUCCCAGUGACUGUAGUCUCAAAAACUGAAGUUCAGUACAUUGAUGUGAGGUUGAAACUGAAUAAAUUUUAUGUCCGAAUUUGUGUGAGUGACCUAAAUGGGAAACUAUGAGUUAUGCUCUUUUUGUUCACAAAUUUCAAAUAUGUAUUCUUUGAUGUGCGUAGAAUGUUUCAGCAACUGGAGUCCGUGUGCGGUGUUUAGUGAUACGAUGCAAUAAGUGAUCAGGAUAUCAAAGGCAGUUUUUAAAUCUGUUGAUGCUGUUUUCUCCAAUAAACGUUCAAUCCUGAAUGCACACAUAUAUUAAAACACAUUAUUAAAUUGUUUAUAUUGUGUCACACUAAAUUGGGUUUAUUGUGUGUUGGGGUUGAUCAUUGGGCCAUGACACUUUUUUCAAAUAUUUUUCAAGCAGUGGAAUGCAAGUUGAAAUAACUGAGUCACAUUCUAAUACUUCUAAAAUAAUUCAAACACUGUAUCACUCCUAAGACUGUCGUGAUGUGUCUUGUGAUUUCCUUACACUGACUGUCCUUUGUGUCACUCAACAUUAUUGUAGAUCAAACAGGUGUGUUUUUAUCUGUCUCCUUUAUCUUCCAUCUUUCCAUCAACACAAUUGUUUCUAAACAUUUCUUUAUCAGUUAAAUCAGAAUUGUUACUUUAGCCAGGUAUAUUGCACUUACAUUUGUAACCAGUUUUUGCUUUUAAAGAGUGAACGAACAAUUAUCAGUAUUCAUUUGUAUGAGAUGUGAGUGAAGUUUUUCAGUCUUUUCCUGGAUCUCGCCACAUUGAUCCUUUGAGAUUUAAUAAGAAACUGAAAACACACUAAAUAGAAUGGACUAUAAUGUGACGCACUGCUUUUGUGACAAGCAAAACUAUCUGUAAUCCUGAGAAGUUUCUGUUAAAAAUUUCCGCUUUCAAGAUUUCUUGCCUGGAGCCGACAGCUUCAAGAAUAUUUGAAAUGUAUCUCUAAAAUGUCUGAGGUGUGCCACUGUCCAGUGAAGAUUGAGAUCUAGAAAAAAAACGGUUGAACAGAUGCUGUCUGGGUGAACCAUGUGUACUGCUAUCUUAUUAGGUUCCAUUAGGGUUAUUUUUGUCUGUUUUUCAGUUGCAUUAUUUAUUAACUGGCAAAAUAAAAAUGACUUUAAAAUG